AACAUCAGUGUGACUGGAAAAGCAGCGACACACACAUACCCAAGUGAGAGUGUUUCCAGUGCACUGACUGUGGAAAGGCCUUUAGCCAGUUGCACAGCCUGAGAAAACAUCACACCAUUCACAGCGGGGAUACCCCUACAAGUGUCCUGUGUGUAGACGAGGCUUCAACUGAUCAACAAACAUGGAGGGACAGAAGGACACCAACACCAUGGAGAAACCAUGGAAAUGCGGGGACUGUGGGAAGGGAUUCCGGAUCCCGUCUGCGCUAGAAAUUCAUCGGCGCGUUCACACUGGGGAGAGGCCAUUCUCCUGCUCGGAGUGUGGGAGGGGAUUCACUCAGUCAUUGCAUCUCGUGGCACACCAGGUCGCUCACACCAGGGAGAGGCUGUUCACCUGCUCUGUGUGUGGGAAAGGAUUCACACAGUCAUCCCACCUCGUGGCCCACCAGAUAGCUCACACCAAGGAGAGGUCAUUCAUCUGCUCUGCUUGUGGGAAGGGAUUCACUCAGUCAUCCCAUCUAGUGGCACACCAGGUAGUUCACACCAGGGAGAGGCCGUUCACUUGCUCAGAGUGUGGGAAGGGAUUCACUCAGUCAUCCCACCUUGUGGCACACCAGGUAGUUCACACCGAAGAGAGGCCCUUCACCUGCUCCGAGUGUGGGAAGGGAUUCAGUCAGUCAUCUCACCUAGUGGCACACCAGGUCGUUCACACCGAGGAGAGACCAUUCACCUGCUCUGAGUGUGGGAAGGGAUUCACUCAGUCAUCUCACCUAGUGGCACACCAGGUCGUUCACACCAGGGAGAGGCCAUUCACCUGCACUGAGUGUGGGAAGGGAUUCGCUCAGUCAUCCCACCUGCUGAGACACCAGGUAGUUCACACCAGGGAAAGGUCGUUCACCUGCUCUGAGUGUGGGAAGGGAUUCACUCAGUCAUCACAUCUUGUGGCACAUCAGCUAGUUCACGCCAGGGAGAGGCCGUUCACCUGCUCUGUGUGUGGGAAGGGUUUCACUCAAUCCUCCCACCUAGUGGCACACCAGGUAGUUCACAUCAGAGAGAGGCCAUUCACCUGUUCCGAGUGUGGAAAGGGAUUCACUCAGUCAUCCCACCUAGUGUCACACCAGGUAGUUCACACCAGGGAGAGGCCUUUCACCUGCUCUGAGUGUGGGAGGGGAUUCACUCAGUCUGCGCACCUAGUGGCACACCAGGUAGUUCACACUGGGGAGAGGCCAUUCACCUGCUCUGUGUGUGGGAAGGGAUUUGCUCAGUCAUCCCACCUUGUAGCACACCAGGUAGUUCACACUGGGGAGAAGCCGUUCACCUGCUCUGAGUGUGGGAAGGGAUUCACUCAAUCAUCCCACCUCGUGGCACACCAGGUAGUUCACACCAGGGAGAGGCCAUUCUCCUGCUCCGAGUGUGGGAAGGGAUUCACUCAGUCAUCCCACCUGGUGGCGCAUCAGGUGGUUCACACCAGGGAGAGGCCGUUCACCUGCUCUGUGUGUGGGAAGGGAUUCACUCAGUCAUCCCACCUGGUGGCACAUCAGGUAGUUCACACCAGGGAGAGGCCGUUGUCCGGCUCUGAGUUUGGGAAGGGAUUCACUCAGCCAUCCAUCCUGUUGACACACCAACGAAUUCACACUGGGAAAGAACAUUCACCCGCCCUCAGUGUGGGAAGGAUUCACUCAGUCAUCCCAUCUGCAGACACACCAGCGAGUUCACAUUGGAGCGAGGCCGUUCAUUUGCUCCAUGUGUGGGAAGGGAUUCGCUCUUUCAUUCUACCUGCUGACACAUCAACAAGUUCACACCAGGGAGAGGCCGUUCACCUGCUCUGAGUGUGGGAAGCGAUUCACUCGGUUAACCAACCUGUUGCGACACCAGCUAGUUCACACCAAUUAGAGACCUUUCUGAUGCUCUGACGAUGGGUGUUAAUUUUGUUAAUGGAGGUUAACAUACUGUUCGAGGGCAUUGAUUGGAUGGUUACAUGAACACAUAUAAAGAAAUACUGACACAUAGUAGGGCAUAGUUAGGAGGCAUAUACCUGUAAUGUUUCACUCUGUGAAUAAAC
This is a messenger RNA of Carcharodon carcharias (great white shark), 2061 nucleotides long. Its product is annotated as gastrula zinc finger protein XlCGF57.1-like. Lineage: Eukaryota; Metazoa; Chordata; Chondrichthyes; Lamniformes; Lamnidae. Gene Ontology annotation, cellular component: nucleus. The record is from RefSeq and is a predicted model, not a curated record. The coding region runs from base 182 to 1828 and encodes 548 amino acids. The transcript has a single exon. Gene Ontology annotation, molecular function: RNA polymerase II transcription regulatory region sequence-specific DNA binding; DNA-binding transcription factor activity, RNA polymerase II-specific. Gene Ontology annotation, biological process: regulation of transcription by RNA polymerase II.